Corticium candelabrum is the source of this 675-nucleotide messenger RNA. Its product is annotated as carboxypeptidase N subunit 2-like. Gene Ontology annotation, molecular function: protein binding. The coding region runs from base 12 to 398 and encodes 128 amino acids. NCBI's taxonomy places the organism in Eukaryota, Metazoa, Porifera, Homoscleromorpha, Homosclerophorida, Plakinidae. The record is from RefSeq and is a predicted model, not a curated record. The transcript has 6 exons.
UACUAAACGAUAUGACAAAUCUGCAAUUACUUCAUCUUGAAGGCAACCAAAUAUCUGCUAUAUCUGUUGAUUCUUUUGUUGGUCUGACUAACAUUCUAACUUUGCAAUUGAACUCGAAUCUGCUUAGGACUGUUCCUUCUGCCCUUGAUUCAGUGUCAUCAUCACUUCAAUAUCUUUUUCUUUCAAACAAUCUCAUAUCCAGCAUACGUUCGAUAUCGUUCAGAUCAUUUUCCUCACUGAAAUACUUUGACAAUUUUGGAACUGCACCAUUGACACGAUUAUUUGUCUCAAAGAACAAACUUCAACACUUGCCUCCUUCUCUUUUCCAGAACUUGACACUGCUGGAGCGUUUGUAUGGUUCAACGUUAAAAUUUUCUAACUCAAUUGACCUACUAUAGUGUUGUUGCUAGCUAUGCUCUGUGGCUAUAUUACUGUCACUUUGCCUGCAUUGCAUGCCUGCACGUUGCCAUGACUUAAAUCGAUUAAUGCAGUUUACAGAAUCUAUAUCUAAGCUGAAGGAUAUAGCACUAAAAAGACAGUAUUGUAGUUGAUUGGGAAAUGUGUUUUGUUUUUCAGUCAUGCAGCUGAAAACCAGCUUGCUCAGCUAGACAAUGGGACGUUUGUUGGUCUUGGAAAUUUACAGAAUCUAUAAGUGUAGAAACUCUCAAAUAGUAU